Messenger RNA from Mya arenaria, 693 nucleotides. RefSeq lists its product as uncharacterized. The transcript has 6 exons. The record is from RefSeq and is a predicted model, not a curated record. Bases 1 to 693 code for a protein of 230 amino acids. NCBI's taxonomy places the organism in Eukaryota, Metazoa, Mollusca, Bivalvia, Myida, Myidae.
AUGGCCUCUUAUCCGGAGUUGUUGAGGAAAAAGGAGGCCCAGAACUGGGUCAAGGCCGCCCUCGCCCUCAACAUCACCAAGGGGGGUUUACAAGACUUUGUGGAUGAUGUUCUGACAUGCGUUCACCAGGACAUCUAUAGAACCUAUGUUCCUUGUCCAAAUGGGAUUUGUGAAAGCGUCCGUGAUGAAAUAGUUCAACAUCACAGGUUUUCGGGACCAUCAUGGAAGAACACGAAGGCAGACAAAUGGAGCACCAUUCCCUUGGAGAUAGCCAAGUGUUUUCUUCCUCCUGAUGGCUACAAGACCGUGUCCUCCAUCAAAGACAGUGACUUCAACGGCGUGAUCAGCGUCAUGAUGAAUUGCAAGGAUUUCCAGAACAAGCUGUCGUUUAACGUUGCAACACAUCCAAAUUUGUUAACAGAAGUUCGAGACAUUGGUCGACGCGUACGCCACUCCAAUGACCAGAGGGUCAAGGAUACAGAACUAGUGGACUUCCUGUUCAAGCUUCGCACCCUGCUGGAGGAUAAGACUGAACUUGCAAACCGUCCCGAGGCACAACAGGCUGUGGAACAGCUUCAGAAGCUGCAAACAGACGAUUUCAAGCUGAGUGCUGAGAACGAAGGGGAGAUGUUGAAGGAAGGUACGGAUAGAAAAUUCCGACCCGAGGGCACGCGCGAUUACGACUACGUUUGA